Telopea speciosissima is the source of this 1058-nucleotide messenger RNA. RefSeq names its product anther-specific proline-rich protein APG. The transcript has a single exon. The record is from RefSeq and is a predicted model, not a curated record. The coding region runs from base 120 to 821 and encodes 233 amino acids. Lineage: Eukaryota; Viridiplantae; Streptophyta; Magnoliopsida; Proteales; Proteaceae.
CCUUGUCCAUUCCAUUCUCUUCGUCUUCCCCUUUUUCUGCUUCUUCUUCUCCUCCUUCCUCUCUUCAAUCGUUCUAAGCUUCUCUCUUUCUGUGGUCUGCGCGUGUAUGUAGCAGGUGGAUGGCAAGGACAAACAAAUACGCUACCAUCAACUUCAACGACAUCUACGAGAAGAAUAACAUCAAUACUGCCAACAAGAAACCCUCCUCUGCCCCCUCUGCAACUCUCAAUCCCAAGAAUACUCACCUCUCUGCUACUCGAACCCAUGGCGGAAUGCUCGUCCUGACCCGCCCUUCGCCCAAACCCCAACCCCAACCCCAACCCCAACCGCAACCCCAGGCUCCAACUCCGACGCAACCUAAGUCGGGGAAUCCCAUCCAGACCCCUCCUGAAUCUGACCCCAUCUCCCUCCGCCCUUUAGGUCGGACCGGAACCGGAACUUCCCCCUCUCCUUCCCCAUCUCUGGUGUCAUCAGUAAAGGAACCUGCAACUGCGCUGCACCCUGCGAAGCCAGAGCCCUUCGUUCCUCCUCAUCUGCGCCCAGGAUUCGUAGGACGUGAAGAGAGAGUCGCGCAGGAAGGGCAGAGACAGCAGGGGUUCCGGCAGCGCGAGUUCCAUGCCCACCAACACGGCUCGCCCUGUCGGUACACUGAAGACGGACGACCCAAAUCGGGAGAGAACGAGAGGAUGCGAAGAGGUGGCGGUGGCGAUUCGGAUCUGCCAGGGGAGAUGAAUCGUCCGUGUUCGGGUGGAUGGAAUGGUCCUUACGGUAACAGAUCUCCUGCUAGUGCUAACCAUAACUUUCAUCAUCAACAAUUCUAAGUGAUCCGAUGGAGAUUGAAGCGGCGUAGAAGAUGCAUCCAUCGUUCCGGUUGUUGUUGUGAUUUAAAAAGGGUAAAAAGGGAGAAAUUUUUUCUUCUUUUAUACAUCUUUUUGUCAAAACUGUUAUCUUUGUUUGUUUAUGUCUACAAUUUUUCUUCUUUUGGUUGGUUAUUUGGCUGCUAAUUUGAAUGAGGCGCUGUACACAUUUGGAAUCCUUAAUCAGAAAUUUGCCCUCUU